AUGCAUCGUUUUUUGCGUGUGACUAACCUCAUUCCCAGCGGCUCACCCUCCUGGUCAAUGUUAUCAACACUACACGCGGUGCACGAGAUGAGGGCGUGGAUCCCGUGCUCGUUGCUGUCGGUGUCCAUGGUCCCGUUUGCCACCCUAUCCCUCGGCGUCGGCGCCAUUUCGUGGGUGACGCCAAAGGACGUGUUUUUGACGCUCGACCACCACCUCUACGAAGCCUACAUGCGGCUGUGUCUCUUCGUUUUCGAGAAUUGGUCAAGUGUACAGAUUUCUCUCUACGGCGAUGUCGAACCAUUGAAGAGCGCACGAGAAAGAGCGGUGAUAAUGUCGAAUCAUCAGUCUAAUGUCGACUGGGCGGUGAUCAUGGGCCUGGCUGCACGGCAGAAGGCCAACGAGCGCGGCUUCCGCGUCAUGGUCAAGCACGCCAUCCACUAUGUGCCCCUGUUUGGGUGGUACAUCUUUCAACAUGGCUACAUCUACGUGCGUCGAUUCGGGGAGUUUGUCAGCACGCCUGUGCGCAGGCAGCUGCAUUUUUUGGAUGGUUUACCGGAGCCCUAUUGGCUGCUCAUUUUCCCGGAAGGCACGAGAUUCACAGCCAGAAAGCCGAAGCUGAUCGAGGCGAGCCAGCAAUUCUGCGAGAAAGAGGGAAUGCCAAAACUCUCUCACGUACUAGCGCCUCGCGUCGGCGGACUGCACCUCGCCCGGGAGCACCUGAAAAGCCUGGACGCCGUCUACGAUGUUACGAUAGGAUAUGGGCAAACCAGGCUUCCCGGUCGUGCCGGAAUCGCUCCCGGAAUGUUUGAGUACGUUUGCGGAGCCAAGGCGCGUCGUCUAUGUGUCCAUAUUAAAAGAUUUCCGGUCUCCGAGGUGCCCACCGACAAGCAGGCAUUGAAGGCGUGGCUUUAUCAACGAUACCAAGAGAAAGACAGGUUACUGACGCAAUUCCAAGAAACGGGCGAAUUCCCGGAUGUCGUUUCUGCCGACGAGCCCACCCUCUCCAUAGCUAAAACGCUGCCCUCGACGAUAUUCUUUGUGGCGGCGCUGGCGGCCCCGUUCUUUUCGACAAAGGUCCGUACCACGUACCUGUGCACAAUGGCCUCGUUCCCGUUGCUGAUCGGAUGGCUACACCUGCGGAAAUGUGUC
Molecule: messenger RNA, 1149 nt
Organism: Mesorhabditis spiculigera
Lineage: Eukaryota; Metazoa; Nematoda; Chromadorea; Rhabditida; Rhabditidae
Source: the annotation of a GenBank genome assembly